CACCGCCCUCCUCUCCCUCCUCGGCGCCCUCGUCGCGACCAUCUGGGGCGACGCCGAGUUGCGCACGACCGAGAUUCAGAUCGCCUUCUGGUUCCCCAUCGCGCCCCUGUACGGCCUCAGCCUCCUCACGACGACCUCGUCCGGCCGCAAGAUGAUCAACGCCCGCGUCGGCAGCGUCUCGCUCGGACCUCGCCCGCCGCCCGAGCUGAGCGGCGUCUUUGCUCGCGACGCGCGCUCGUUCGGCCCUCGAGGCGGCACCUUGCCUGAGCCUGCUGCAGGCUCGGGCAUGGGCUCGGCGGCAUCGUUCGAGAGCGGCCGUCGAGGCGGGAACGGCCGUCCUGUCGGCGCGCCAGCACUGCAGAUCAAGGUCGAGCGUGAGGUCGUGCAUGCCGUCGACGACCUCGACGAGGACUUGAGCACGUCGACGAGCACGUCUGGGCCCAGAGCCGACUCGGGCUUUUCUCGCGGCGGAGGAGAGAAGAGCAGGACGAGGUUCGAGGUUUGAGGGUCGAUUCGCGCUCGUGCCGGUCGAGCUUUCUGUAGAGCCUCUCGUCGUUCGCGCACGCGGUGUUGUUGUAGAGUUAUAUAGUUUGCAGUGCGCUUCGAGCGCUCUAAACAAGAGAGGAGAGAGGGCGAACGUCGACAGCUAGAUCUCAAACCUCCUCGCCCACCAGUCGACGACCUCGGUGCAGCUCUGCGCCGG
Molecule: messenger RNA, 703 nt
Organism: Rhodotorula graminis WP1
Lineage: Eukaryota; Fungi; Basidiomycota; Microbotryomycetes; Sporidiobolales; Sporidiobolaceae
Exons: 2
Coding region: 152-505 (117 amino acids)
Source: RefSeq, a predicted model, not a curated record